Messenger RNA from Letharia columbiana, 1059 nucleotides. RefSeq lists its product as uncharacterized. The record is from RefSeq and is a predicted model, not a curated record. The transcript has a single exon. The coding region runs from base 1 to 1059 and encodes 352 amino acids. NCBI's taxonomy places the organism in Eukaryota, Fungi, Ascomycota, Lecanoromycetes, Lecanorales, Parmeliaceae.
AUGUCCCCCAGUCGCUCCUCUGUACGCUCAAGUAGUAGCCAGUCCCAAGCGCAUACCCCAUCCUCAUCAGUUCCGAAUACACCACUGCUUCCUACCGGGCCACCGACCCCCGAAAAGAGGUCACCGUAUCCAGCAGACUCGAAUUCCUUUCUAACAGCAUUGGCAGCGCAAGAAAGACGCGUUCUCGAGCUGAGGGAGGAGCUACAUAAGGCAGAUGAAGACUUGGAGAAGCUGAAAAAGCAAUGGGCUGUGCAUGAAGCAACGAAAAAGAAAAAAGAGCUGCGGCAUUUGCAGCAGCUGCAACCCCUCAAUACACCACCGCUCGGGUCAAGAAUGCCUAGUGACGACGAUUUAGCACGCCCCAGUAGAGAAAUUGAUAGACGGAGAAUCACAUCAUCUAGUAUCAAGCCUUCGUAUCGAACGGUUUUCGCUGGAUCUAGACACACCCGGGCUCUCUCUUUACUAUCCCCCAGAGAUCCGAGAAGUCACUCGGACCUUCUACUGCGUGGCAAUGGACCAUCGAAACCCCACCAGGCUGCAGCCAAUGAUGUCGCAGUGCCCGCUACAGUCCAUGAUCUUUCUCCCUUGGACGUCGAGCCAGGCUCGGAGAUAUUGGAGACUGGCAAGCAGCUCGUCGGCGACUUUCGGCAGGGACCCUGGACCUUCUUUAAAGACUUCAAGCAGCUUACUGUCGGAGACGAAGGCAUUAGUACUGCUGGUCUGCGUAAACGCCCCGUCAUAGCUCCUGGAAACAUGCCAAGGCGGCAGAAUAUGAAAGAGAAAAGACCAGCUCUUGAUGAAAGUCCAUUCAGGACGGCGGGAGCUUUGGACGUUGAGCGAGAACCAUCGAGAAAGCGUCAGAUCGAGUUUUCUGAUUCUAAGCAGGGAGUUGGUAGCUCCCUGGAUAGACCUACGGAAGCCGUUGGGCCUACUUCAAUCCUCACAGAUGAUAGACCCGAAGGUGGAGACAGUUCCAACUUCAGCGAUUCUGAUGGCGACGAAUGGGACAAUUCGGACACCCCAGAGAAAUCGGACCCCCCAAAGAAAGGACCUUGUUGA